This is a messenger RNA of Camellia sinensis, 3830 nucleotides long. RefSeq lists its product as uncharacterized. Gene Ontology annotation, molecular function: protein serine/threonine kinase activity; ATP binding. The record is from RefSeq and is a predicted model, not a curated record. Lineage: Eukaryota; Viridiplantae; Streptophyta; Magnoliopsida; Ericales; Theaceae. Gene Ontology annotation, biological process: protein phosphorylation.
AAUUUGAUUCAGUCGUACUUUUGCAACCUGAAGCAAACUUACCCAUGAUCCACCAUAGUAUAAAAACACCAAAAAUGUGAGUGGGAUUACUAAAAAUAAAAGAGAGACGAAAUUAGCGGGAACAUGUUCAAAUAGUGAGACCCUCCAAAGAAGACGGAGUUAUUCCAACGGUCAAAGCCUCCCUUCCCCCUGCCCUUUGACUUCCAAAAACAAGCCCACAACAAAGUUCAGGGUGGUGGUCAACAGCAAACAUACCAUCCCCAAAAUUCCCAAAGGGAAGCCACUCAAAACACUUUUUUGUUUUUUGUCCAAAAAAAAAAACCCUCAAAAAAAUGUUUUGUUUUUGACAGUUUUCCGUCGGAAUUUCAGUUUUCCUUUUUGAUCCGUUUCGGCAGUUUUGAGAUUGAAUCAUCUCUGUUUUUCUUGGUUUUUUUUAUUUAUAUAUAUUUUUUUUACGAUGGUUUCUCUCUUCUAUAUGUAUAAUUAUUAAGAGGUUCGUGGAAAUUUAGCUCUCUUUAUUCUUUUUCUGCUUGGAUUACAAUGGACAUUGCUGAAAUUCUAUUGGAUUUCUAAGAAUCCAAUAGAAAUCAGCGUUUGUCCAAUUUAAAUCCCUCCUGUCUCCAAGGAUUUUCAUAUCAGUUUUCUGCAGCAUACCCACAUCGUGACGCAGUUUUCAAAACUUGAAUGGAUCAAUUCCGCCAAGUGGGAGAGGUUUUGGGAGGAAUCAAAGCACUUAUGGUAUUGAAAAAUGAUAUUUCAAUCAAUCAGAGACAAUGUUGUUUGCUGCUCCAAAUCUUCGAAUUGGCAUUCGAAACAAUUUCAGAGGAGAUCAAACAAAACCUCAAACUAGAAGAGAAGAACACAAAAAAGUGGAAAGCUCUUGAACACCCUCUAAGAGAGCUUCAAAUGAUCUUCAAAGAAGGCGAACUUUACAUCCGAUAUUGUUUGGACAUCAAAGACUGGUGGGGCAAAGCGAUCAGCCUCCAUCAGAACAAGGAUUGCAUCGAGUUUCACAUCCACAACCUUCUCUGUUGUUUCACUGUUGUCAUUGAGGCCAUCGAAACUGCUGGUGAAGUCUCGGGUCCUGACCAGGACGAUAUGCAGAAAAGGCGACAAAUGCUCAUGAGAAAGUACGAUAACGAGUGGAACGAUCCUAAAAUCUUCCAAUGGCAAUAUGGGAAGCAAUACUUGGUUCCUCGAGAGGUAUGCAAUCGGUUGGGGAGCGCUUGGAGGGAAGACCGAUGGCUGCUUGUUGAAAAAAUGAGGGAGAAGAGAAGCUGGACGCCUGCAACAAUGUUGAAGCAUGAGCAGAGGCUAGCAGACCUACUGAUCAAGAAAAUCAAUGGGUUGGACCUACUAAAGGGUAAGUUUUUGCCAGCUUGGAUCUUGCUUGGAGCAAGGGAUUACCAUGUGAGGCGGCGAUUAGGAUUGGGAGGAAGCCAUUACAAGGAGAUUCAAUGGUUGGGGGAGAGUUUUGCUUUGAGAAAUUUCUUUGGGGAUGUCACUGAACAGCUUCAAAAUGAGAUGUCUUUUGUCCAAUCUCUCUCGCACCCCAACAUUAUGCAAUACCUUUGUGGGUUUUAUGAUGAGGAGAGGAAAGAGGGGUUUCUUGUUAUGGAGCUGAUGAACAAGUGUCUUGGCACUUACAUCAAAGAGAAUUGCGGCCAGAAAAAGCGGCUUCCAUUCUCUCUCCCAGUUGCAGUCGAUAUCAUGCUGCAGAUCGCGAGAGGGAUGGAGUAUCUACACUCUCAGAAGAUCUGGCACGGAGACUUGAACCCGUCUAAUAUCCUCCUCAAGGUGAGGAAUUCCUCUCAAGAAGGUUAUUUUUACACCAAAAUUAGGGGUUUUGGCUUAACCUCCAUUAAGAGAACUUCACGAAGUCACUCAAACCAAAGUGGAGAAGACCCUGUGAUAUGGUAUGCCCCAGAAGUUCUAGCCGAGCAAGAACAGCAAAGUGGUAAAUGUAGUUCAAAAUACACAGAGAAAGCCGAUGUCUAUAGCUUUGGGAUGCUUUGUUUUGAGAUUCUGACUGGUAAAAUCCCAUUCGAAGAAGGCCAUCUUCAAGAAGACAAGAUGGGUCGGAACAUAAGAGCCGGUGAGAGGCCUCUCUUCCCUUACACUUCACCCAAGUACCUUGUGAGUUUGACCCGAAAAUGCUGGCAGGCCAACCCAAUCCAGCGCCUAAGUUUCUCAGCAAUAUGUCGGAUUUUGCGGUACAUCAAGAAGUGCCUUGUGAUAAACCCAGAUCACGGUAAUCCAGAAUCCCCUCCCCCACUUGUCGAUUACUGCGAAAUAGAAGCCGAGUAUUCGCGAUUGUUCCCUAGAGAUGAGAAUAUAGAUUUGACACCGGUCUCUCAAAUUCCUUUUCAAAUGUUCUCAUACAGACUUGUUGAGAAAGAGAAGACUUUUAGCAGCUUCAAAGAUCGGAUUUGGGAUUGGGGGGAUGAGAAUGGACUUGUAACUGAAGAUCCCUUCUUGGUACCGAUGGAUCAAAGGUCAGUUUAUUCCGAGGUUCAAGAGAGGAAAAGUUUAGCAAGAAUUGGAGCUGAUCAAAGGUCAGUUUGUUCUGAGACGCCCAGGAGGAGAAUUUCAUCGAAAACAGCAGCUGAUCAAAGGUCACUUCGCUCUAACUUUCAUUUGAGGAAAAUUGAUCAAAUGUCAGCUGGUUCUUUGACUCCUGAUAGAAAGUUUUUGUCAACAGCAGCAGAUGAUCAACAUUCAAUAGAUUCUGACAGUCCAGAGUGGAUAAAAAAUUUAGCAGAUGAUCAACGGUCAGAGUGUUCUGAGGCUUCACAGAGAAAAUUGACAUCGUCAACACCUGAUCAGAUCUCGGGCCAUUUGGAGGCUGCUGAGAGAAAAAUUCCGUCAGCAACAACCACCGAUAAAAAAUCUGUCGCUUAUGGAACUCUAGAGAGGAAAAUUAUUUCAUCGACAAUAACAGCAAAUCAGUAUUCCAAGAUGAUACAUAGCAGAACCAUGCCAAAAGCAGCAAGUGACAAAACUUAUUCUGUGAUUCCAGAGAAGAAAACUUUGUCAAGAACAGUAAGCGACUUGGGUUGUUAUAAGAUUCCAAAAAGGAAAGCUUUGCCACCAAUAGCAUCGGAAUCAGACUACUCAUCAAUUUGUUCAGAGAGUCCAAAGAAUAAAAUAUUAUCAAAAAAAUCAAGUGACCAAAGGCCUCGCUCUGAGGUUCCAGAAAGAAAAGUUUUGGCAAAGAAGAAAGUAGCAGUUGCAAAAACCAACCAAAGUCCAGGGGUGCAAAAAACAGUCUCUCCAAGAUCAUCACCAAUGAGGACAACAAAAGGACAUUCCCUAAGAUCAUCACCAAUGAGGACACCAAAAUGUUUAACAAAAUCAUCAGCACUGAAUCCAUCGUCUGUUUGUUGUUCAAGGAUGAACCAAGAGAGCCAGGUACAACCCGGUAUGAGCCUAUGUAGACAUCACUGUUCAAAGAUGAAUCGAGAGUGCCAAGUCCAACUGGGUAUGAGCCCAUGUAGACAGCAAAGAAGUCAAGUCUCUAACACGGAAUAGCAUAGUUCAUCUUCUAUCUUGGCAUUAACCAGACAGCCAUGGGACUCUACACAACUUCUAUACAAGCUGUCGGUUCAACAAAAAUGAAUGCAACAAUUUGGAUUUGUUUUACGUUAGGGGUAGUUGAAACUGCAUGCUUGUCUGAAACUCUAUUGAAGAAUCUUAUUUUGUUAGGAUCACACAAUUUUCUCCAGGGGCAUUUUAACCAUAGAGUACAGGGAUGUUAAUUAUGUUUAUCAUUCUUCAAAAGCAUGUAAUACACAGUUUUUUCCCAGGCUGCAAAGGUUCCAAUGAUUCCA